Messenger RNA from Rhodotorula toruloides NP11, 1602 nucleotides. RefSeq names its product MFS nitrate transporter. The transcript has 11 exons. Gene Ontology annotation, cellular component: membrane. The coding region runs from base 1 to 1602 and encodes 533 amino acids. The record is from RefSeq and is a predicted model, not a curated record. NCBI's taxonomy places the organism in Eukaryota, Fungi, Basidiomycota, Microbotryomycetes, Sporidiobolales, Sporidiobolaceae. Gene Ontology annotation, molecular function: nitrite transmembrane transporter activity; nitrate transmembrane transporter activity. Gene Ontology annotation, biological process: nitrite transport; nitrate transmembrane transport.
AUGUCGGUUCUCGAAAAGCGUGCCUCCAACGAGAUCGUCGCUGCGUCUUCGAGCGACAUCGAAGAGCGACACGCGCUGGGACUUCACCAUGGUCCUCCGCCUUUCCGCUGGGCGUCCCUCUGGGAACCCGCCCAGAUCAACCCGCUCAAUGGCAAGAGCUAUACACUGCCCAUCCUACGCCUGACCGAUCAAUACUCCAUCAACUUCCACCUCGCAUGGCUCGGCUUCUUCGUCGCAUUCCUCUCAUGGUUUGCCUUCCCACCACUCAUUCCGGAGGCCAUCAAGAAAGACCUGAAACUCACGACGGCGCAAGUCGGUAACUCGAACAUCAUCGCGCUGCUGGCGACGCUCGUCUGCCGCUUCGCGACGGGUCCGCUGGUGGAUCGCUUCGGCCCGCGGUAUUGCAUGGCCGCUCUCCUCGUCGCCGGCGCCAUCCCGUCUGGCUUGGCCGGUACUAUCUCCUCGGCCGGCGGUUUGUACGCCGUACGAUUCUUCAUCGGCAUCCUCGGCGCAACAUUCGUCCCCUGCCUCGCCUGGACGACCGCGUUCUUCGACAAAUCAAUCGUUGGGACUGCGAACAGUUUCGUUGGCGGCUGGGGAAACCUUGGCGGAGGCGUCACCUUCGUUGUACAAGUCGCGACCUUCCAGUCGCUCAUGAACCGCGGUCUCACUUCGCACAAGGCCUGGCGCGUCUGCUUCGCCGUCGUUCCCGUCCCCAUCCUCCUCUUCGUCGCUACCGCGACUCUCGUCCUCGGCACAGACUGCCCCGCGGGCAAGUGGUCCGCCCGGCACACGCUUCCUGCGACGGCAGUUGCCGCCCGCCAAGGUCACCUCGCCCAUCUCGACGCCUCCGAGCGUGCCGUCGUUGAGCGCAAGGCUCGCGAGAAGGCGCAAGGAUCGGCGCACGUCCAGCCGGCCGACGACGAGGAAGACGCGCUCGCCGAGAUCCCGCUCGAUGUCGCCGUCAACGAGCCCUUGACGUUCAAGACUUUCCUCAGGAUGAUCUCGCAACCCUACACCUGGCUGCCGACCUUGAUGUACAUGACGACUUUCGGCUUUGAGCUCGCCGUCGACGCCAACAUCGCUUCCGUACUUGUCGCCAACAACAAGCUGACGCAGCUCGAAGCUGGCUACUACGGCUCGACCUUCGGCUUCCUCAACUUGGUUACUCGACCGUUCGGCGGCUACCUCGCCGACCGCCUCUACGCUCGCUACGGUCUCAAGGCGAAGAAGUACGUGACGAUCGUGCUCGGCGUCCUCGAGGGCGCGAUGUCGAUUGCUUUCGGCGCCUACACUCUCACCAAGCACAACGCUGGUGUCGCACCAAGCAUCAGCGUCCAGAUGGGCGUCGUUACGUUGAUGGCCAUCUUCUCCGAGGUCGCCAACGGAACGAACUUCUCACUCGCUCCUCACUGCAACCCCUUCUCGAACGGCUUCACGACGGGUCUCGUCGGCGCGUUCGGCAACCUCGGCGGUAUCUGGUUCGCGCUGGUCUUCCGCUACCAGGUCGCGAAGGGCUACUCGAACGCCUGGAUCAUCUGCGGAGCGGUCGCCGUCGGCGUCAACCUCUUCUGCAUCCUCCUUCCGACGCCCAAGAAGUGA